Messenger RNA from Punica granatum (pomegranate), 3241 nucleotides. Lineage: Eukaryota; Viridiplantae; Streptophyta; Magnoliopsida; Myrtales; Lythraceae. The record is from RefSeq and is a predicted model, not a curated record.
AAGCGUAUCAUCGGAUGCGCAUGCAAACUCGAUCGCGAGUAUGCUGCACUUGAUCACCAAGAUGAGACGAUUAACGGCCCCGGUAAUAUCGUAACGGUGAAUGUGAACGCCGGGGACCGGCAAGGAUUUUUCUCGGUGGCGAUAGAGAGGGACAAGAGACUAGAGAGUGCAGCAGUGCAGACGGUGUAGAGAGAGAAAAAGUAGGGGGGGGGGGGGAGAGAGAGAGAGGGUUUGUCUUCCUCUUUUUCUUUCUUUUGGGUUUAUUCCAGCAGAUUCAUCUGAUCCCACUCCCCCACACAUAAAGCAAAAGCUCUUAACGCUCUCUCCACUCUCUGUCUCACUUUCUCUCUCUAGAAUCUCCUCUUCUUCUCAUCUCGAAGACGCAGCGGUCUCUUCUUCUGGUCAUGUAGGCAGCUGCAACAACCUCCUUCUGCUACGUGGGUUCUCUUCUCUUCGGCCUCUCCGAGCUUUUCCACUCUGUAAUCAGCCUCAGAAGGUUUCUUGGAGAUUUUGAAUUGCAACAGCAGCCUGUAUCCUGAGAUACCCCGAGCCUGUGCUUCUGGAGGGUUCGAAUUCUGAGCCAAAAUGAUGCAGAGGCCGCCCCCCGAAGACUUCUCCCUUAAGGAGACCAAGCCCCACCUUGGUGGCGGAAAGAUCAGCGGUGACAAGCUCACAAGCACCUAUGACCUCGUGGAGCAGAUGCAGUAUCUCUAUGUCCGGGUCGUUAAGGCCAAGGAAUUACCCGGGAAAGAUGUCACAGGAAGCUGCGACCCUUAUGUGGAGGUCAAGCUCGGGAACUACAAGGGGACAACUCGCCACUUUGAGAAGAAGUCCAAUCCCGAGUGGAACCAGGUCUUUGCCUUCUCCAAGGACCGGCUUCAGGCCUCAGUGCUCGAGGUGAUUGUGAAGGACAAGGACUUUGUGAAGGAUGACUUCAUCGGCAGGGUCAACUUCGACCUGAAUGAGAUCCCGAAGCGGGUCCCUCCCGACAGUCCGCUGGCCCCGCAGUGGUACAAGCUCGAGGACAGGAGGGGGGACAAGGCCAAAGGAGAGCUUAUGUUGGCUGUUUGGAUGGGAACACAGGCUGAUGAGGCUUUUCCCGAAGCAUGGCACUCCGAUGCUGCUGCAGUGAGCGGGACUGACGGGCUUGCAAAUAUUCGCUCAAAGGUCUAUCUCUCUCCCAAGCUUUGGUAUUUACGGGUUAAUGUGAUCGAAGCCCAGGAUUUGCAGCCUACUGAUAAGGGAAGGUACCCUGAAGUUUUCGUGAAGGCUAUUCUGGGAAAUCAGGCACUGAGGACUAGGAUUUCCCAGAGCAGGACCAUUAACCCGAUGUGGAAUGAGGACUUGAUGUUUGUUGCAGCAGAACCAUUCGAGGAGCCAUUAAUUCUGAGUGUGGAAGAUCGGGUUGCCCCCAACAAGGAUGAAGUCUUGGGUCGUUGUGCAAUCCCACUGCAGUAUGUGGAUCGGAGGCUAGACCACAAGCCCAUGAACACAAAGUGGUAUAACCUUGAGAAGCAUGUUGUCAUAGAAGGGGAGCAGAAGAAAAAGGAAAUCAAAUUUGCAAGCAGGAUCCACAUGAGGAUUUGUUUGGAAGGAGGGUACCAUGUAUUGGAUGAGUCGACUCACUACAGCAGUGACCUCAGGCCCACUGCCAAACAGCUUUGGAAACCGAGCAUUGGAGUUUUGGAGCUCGGAAUUCUGAGCGCCCAGGGGCUCAUGCCAAUGAAAACAAAAGACGGGCGUGGGACUACUGAUGCAUACUGUGUGGCCAAGUAUGGCCAAAAGUGGGUGAGGACGAGGACAAUCAUCGACAGUAAUAUGCCAAAGUGGAAUGAGCAGUACACUUGGGAGGUCUUUGAUCCCUGCACUGUAGUCACAAUAGGGGUGUUUGAUAACUGCCACCUCCAUGGAGGAGGAGACAAGGGUGGUGGAGGUGCAAAAGAUUCAAGAAUUGGGAAAGUUCGGAUCCGUCUCUCUACUCUCGAGACUGAUCGAGUAUACACCCACUCAUACCCACUCUUGGUCCUUCAUCCUAGCGGGGUCAAGAAGAUGGGAGAAAUCCAUUUGGCCGUUCGGUUCACAUGCUCUUCCCUCCUCAACAUGAUGCACAUGUACAGUCACCCGCUUUUGCCCAAGAUGCACUACCUCCACCCAUUGACCGUGAGUCAACUCGACAACCUUCGGCACCAGGCGACUCAGAUUGUCUCGAUGAGGCUGAGCCGUGCCGAACCUCCAUUGAGGAAAGAGGUUGUGGAGUAUAUGCUCGACGUCGGAUCUCACAUGUGGAGCAUGAGGAGGAGCAAGGCGAACUUCUUCAGAAUAAUGGGGGUUCUAGGUGGUCUCAUUGCAGUAGGGAAGUGGUUUGAUCAGAUCUGCCACUGGAAGAACCCGAUCACAACUGUCCUGAUCCAUAUCCUCUUCAUCAUCCUCGUGAUCUACCCGGAGCUUAUAUUGCCCACAAUCUUCCUCUACCUGUUCCUGAUCGGGGUCUGGUACUACAGGUGGAGGCCGAGGCACCCUCCCCACAUGGACACCAGACUCUCUCAUGCGGACUCAGCACACCCCGAUGAGCUGGACGAGGAGUUCGAUACUUUCCCAACCUCCCGCCCGGCUGACAUCGUCAGGAUGAGGUAUGAUCGACUCAGGAGCAUAGCUGGCAGGAUCCAGACUGUGGUGGGUGACCUGGCCACCCAGGGGGAGCGGCUUCAGUCUCUGCUGAGUUGGCGUGACCCUCGUGCUACUGCCCUGUUCGUGAUCUUCUGUCUAAUCGCUGCUGUGGUCCUCUAUGUGACUCCAUUCCAGGUCGUGGCUCUCCUGGCAGGGUUCUACAUCUUGAGGCAUCCAAGGUUCAGGCACAAGCUACCAUCUGUGCCGCUCAACUUCUUCCGCCGACUGCCUGCAAGGACGGAUUGUAUGUUGUGAGGGGGUGCAAAUGGAAAGAAGUUGGAAUUCGGGUUUGGGAUCUUUUCGGGUAAGGUAUGUAAUAUUCUUCUGAUGGGAAGGUGGUAACAUUUGUGGGAAUCUGAAGGUUCCUUUUUCUUAAUAUUUUUCUCCAAUAGGGGUUCUCUGCUGCAUGGCCCCCUGCUGUUAAUCAGAUUCUUGUUAUGGUGCAAAGUUUGCCUUUUUGUAGGUUGUGAUUUUAGGGACAAUCUUGUUCUGUGCUGAAGUUAUGUACUUCUUGUGGUCUCAGACCUGUUUAGAAUUUAUAUUCAUCUGAUCAUGGAAUUUCCUUUACUGCGAA